GCAUGCGCUCUGUGAGCUUCGGACGAGCUGCAGCCUUCAUCAUGUCCGCUCCAAUCGCUAGCACAUCUAAAAGACGAAUAGGACAGCCAAUUGGCGAGCCGGUCGCCAAGAAGGCAUUUUCAAUCUUCACUCCUGUGAAAGAUAGGAAACCAUGCUUCAAAUGGCUGGAGGCGACGCACACAGGAUCAGAGAGCUGCCUUCAGGGUGCUGCACAUGACGCCAAAUUGCCCAAAGCAGAUAGCAAGCACAACAUCAAGCUGGCUAUGUUUGACUUGGACGGCACGCUGAUCAGGCCGAGAGGCAGGUCACAGUUCUCGGGUGACGAGACAAAUUGGCAGUGGUGGCAUGCAGCUGUGCCCAAGAAGUUGAAGCAAGUUCACGCGCAGGGAUACACUAUCAUCAUCUUCACCAAUCAACUUAUCAAGUCUAAUCAAUUAGCAGUAUGGAAACGCAAGAUACCCCUCGUCGCUCAAGAUCUCGGCAUUCCUUUCCUGAUCUUUGCUGCAACUCAAAAGGAUCAACACCGUAAGCCUCUGCAGGGCAUGUGGCAAGUCGCCAUCUCAAACAUUGCUCCGCGCCCUGUCUAUGAUGCAAGCUCCUAUUAUGUAGGCGAUGCAGCAGGACGAGCCAACGACCAUUCCGACGGCGAUCGCAAGUUUGCGUACAACCUCGGUCUCUGGACAGGCACUCCUCUUGCAUUCCAUACGCCUGAAGCCUUUUUCCUUGAUCAGACCGAGCUGCCUUUCGAGCUCUCUGGCUUCGACCCCGAUGCUUUCCUCAAAGAGACGCAAGACAUGCCUCGCGUGACGCCCACGUCGUCUGCUCUUGUACCGAAUGGCAGAGUGGCAGAGGUCGUCGUUGCCGUCGGCUAUCCUGGCUCGGGGAAGACCCAGCUCUACAGGGACCACUUUGCUAGCAAGGGAUACGUCCACGUGAACCAAGAUACCCUCAAGACGCGCAUCGCGUGCAUCUCUCUGGUCGAGUCCUCUCUACGCGAAGGCAAAUCCUGUUUCGUUGACAACACGAAUCGCAAUAUCGAGACACGAGCACACUACAUCGACCUCUGUCGACAACACAACGCGAAUGUGCGCUGUCUCAACUUUGAUGUGCCCUUCGCUGCAGCAUGGCACUGCAAUCUCUUCCGCGCAUUCGUGGUCCCGAACAGCGAUGCAAAACAGCGAUCAUUGGUGCCCGAGACAGGCUAUACAUCCUUCAGAGAGGCAUACCAGCCGCCGACGACGCACGAAGGCUUUGAUGAGGUCCUCACGGUCAAUCUGGUCCCCAAGCUGGAGGGCAAGAAUGUGCAGCGCUGGAGAAUGCGGUUGUGUCAAGCUACGUCUGCCGAGCGGCGCGCGCUGCAGGCUCUUGCAUGA
This is a messenger RNA of Mixia osmundae IAM 14324, 1373 nucleotides long. RefSeq lists its product as uncharacterized. NCBI's taxonomy places the organism in Eukaryota, Fungi, Basidiomycota, Mixiomycetes, Mixiales, Mixiaceae. The transcript is spliced from 8 exons. Gene Ontology annotation, molecular function: polynucleotide 3'-phosphatase activity; ATP-dependent polydeoxyribonucleotide 5'-hydroxyl-kinase activity; double-stranded DNA binding. The annotation marks the transcript as partial. The record is from RefSeq and is a predicted model, not a curated record. Gene Ontology annotation, biological process: DNA repair.